AACGAAGGAGUUGAAUGUGCCUUCCUUUUUGCACACCACCCAUUAUUGGGAUCGACCACUCUGUGUUCUGUAGUCUUCCACAUCAGCAACAAACGCUUGGAAAGCCCAUAUAUUUACAGAAUAACGUGUUUUGAAUAUUCGAAAGCUUCGUGUUUCUUCUCGUGUGUUACCCUCUGAGGAUGAUGCACUGUCGGCGAGUUCCUCGAAGCUAUGGCUUUGUCUUUUUCUUUGUUGCGGUGCACUACGUACACGGUGACCUGAGCUAUUCGGUGCAGGAGGAGCUGAAACACGGAUCUGUUAUUGGAAAUAUCGCGAAAGAUCUGGAACUGGAUCUCGGCAGAUUGUCUGCUCGUAAAGCUCGUGUUGACAUGGAAGGAAGCGACAGACAGUAUUGUGGGAUUAAUCUGAGGAGCGGAGAUCUUUUCGUUGCGGAGAGAAUCGACAGAGAGGAGCAUUGUGGAGAGAAACCUUCGUGUGUUCUCAAAUUCGAUCUACUGUUAGAAAAUCCACUGGAGCUUCACCGUUUGUCUCUGCAGGUGCAGGACAUAAACGACAAUGCACCGAUAUUUCCGAAGGACCUUGUAAAGCUGGAAAUUACAGAAUCAGCUGCCAAAGGAGCUCGAUAUCGUAUUAAUCCUGCGAAUGAUGCAGACAUAGGCCAGAAUUCAGUUCAGAGCUACGUUUUGCAACAAAAUCCCCACUUUGUGUUCAGUAUUCAGACGACAAAUGCAGGCCGUAAAUAUGGUGAGCUGGUUUUGGAUAAGGAGUUAGACCGAGAGGACCAACAGGAAAUGAAAUUAUUGCUGACAGCUGUAGAUGGUGGAUCUCCUCAGAGAUCAGGGACUGUAGUCAUACGUGUCGUUGUGCUGGAUGCUAAUGAUAACGCCCCUGUGUUUAGUGAGGCUUUAUAUACAGCCAGUUUAGCAGAAAACUCCCCUUUGAAAACUCCAGUUGUCACAGUAAGUGCAUCAGAUGCAGACGAAGGUGUUAAUGGAGAAGUUACAUAUGAAUUCAGCCGAAUCUCUGAUAAAUCACGACAACUUUUUGCACUUGAUCCGACAACUGGAGAAAUCUCUGUGACAGGUGACAUAGAUUAUGAAGAGGGAUCAAAAUAUGAAGUUUUUGUUGAGUCCAAAGAUGGUUACGGCCUGUCUUCAGAAGUAAAAGUGAUAAUUGAUAUCACUGAUGUAAAUGACAAUGCUCCAGUGAUAUAUCUAAAAUCUCUGACUAAUCCCAUACCUGAGAACGUGUCACCUGGCACAGAGGUGGGCAUCAUUAACGUUCAGGACAGAGACUCUGAGAAAAACCGGCAGGUCCAUUGCUCCAUUCAGCAAAAUGUUCCUUUUAAAUUAGUUCCUUCUAUCAAAAACUAUUAUUCUCUGGUGAGCACAGGACAACUGGACCGUGAAUUGGUGUCUGAUUACAACAUUACAAUCAGUGCCACUGACGAGGGCUCUCCUCCUCUGUCCUCGUCUAAAAUUGUUCAGUUAUCUGUAGCUGACAUCAACGACAACCCACCUGUGUUUGAGGAACAGUCGUACAGCGCAUAUGUGAGUGAGAACAACAAACCUGGCUCCACUUUAUGUUCCGUCAGUGCUCGAGACCCCGACUGGAGACAGAACGGUACCGUGAUUUAUUCUCUGUUAUCUGGUGAGGUGAACGGUGCCCCGGUGUCCUCGUAUGUGUCUGUGAACGGAGACACGGGUGUGAUCCACGCUGUGAGGUCGUUUGAUUAUGAACAGUUUCGGAGCUUGAAAGUGCAGGUGAUGGCGAGAGACAACGGUUCUCCUCCUCUGAGCAGCAACGUGACCGUGAGUGUGUUCAUCUCGGAUGUGAAUGACAACUCUCCUCAGAUUCUGUAUCCCGCCCCGGAGGGCAACUCUUUCAUGACCGAGCUUGUCCCCAAAGCUGCUCACGGAGGCUCUCUGGUGUCCAAAGUGAUCGCGGUGGACGCGGACUCCGGUCAGAACGCCUGGCUGUCAUAUCAUAUCGUGAAAUCCACUGAUCCGGGACUUUUCAGUAUUGGUGUCCACAGCGGAGAGAUCAGGACACAGCGGGACAUUUCUGAAUCUGACAGCAUGAAACAGAAUGUGAUUGUGUCAGUGAAAGACAACGGACAGCCCUCUCUGUCAGCCACCUGCUCCAUGUAUUUGCUGAUUUCUGACAACUUGGCUGAGGUGCCAGAACUGAAAGAUAUUUCUUAUGAUGAGAAGAAUUCCAAGCUGACCUCUUAUCUGAUUAUUGCACUGGUGUCUGUGUCCACCUUCUUCCUGACCUUCAUUAUCAUCAUCCUGGGUGUGAGAUUUUGUCGCAGGAGAAAGCCCAGACUGUUGUUUGAUGGAGCAGUUGCCAUCCCCAGUGCUUAUCUCCCUCCUAAUUACGCAGAUGUUGACGGCACAGGAACUUUACGCAGCACUUACAAUUAUGAUGCCUACCUGACAACAGGUUCUCGGACCAGCGACUUCAAGUUUGUGACUUCUUACAAUGACAACACUCUGCCUGCAGACGAGACUCUGAGGAAGAGUCCAUCAGACUUUGUUGAUGCUUUUGGAGAAUUUGACAGUUCUCCUGAGGUAGGGACAUAUCUUGCAUCAUUAAUAUCCAAUUUGCAAUUUGACUGACGGCAUCACCCUAAU
Messenger RNA from Acanthochromis polyacanthus (spiny chromis), 2636 nucleotides. RefSeq names its product protocadherin gamma-A11-like. Gene Ontology annotation, biological process: homophilic cell-cell adhesion. Gene Ontology annotation, cellular component: plasma membrane. Lineage: Eukaryota; Metazoa; Chordata; Actinopteri; Pomacentridae. The transcript has 2 exons. The record is from RefSeq and is a predicted model, not a curated record. The coding region runs from base 180 to 2621 and encodes 813 amino acids. Gene Ontology annotation, molecular function: calcium ion binding.